Messenger RNA from Pan troglodytes (chimpanzee), 6538 nucleotides. RefSeq names its product ArfGAP with SH3 domain, ankyrin repeat and PH domain 1 (gene ASAP1). The transcript is spliced from 31 exons. The coding region runs from base 554 to 3922 and encodes 1122 amino acids. Gene Ontology annotation, biological process: positive regulation of membrane tubulation; positive regulation of GTPase activity; cilium assembly. The record is from RefSeq and is a predicted model, not a curated record. Lineage: Eukaryota; Metazoa; Chordata; Mammalia; Primates; Hominidae. Gene Ontology annotation, molecular function: protein binding; GTPase activator activity. Gene Ontology annotation, cellular component: podosome; cytoplasm.
GUGGCUGCCGGCGGGCCAAGGGUUAAGCGAGGCGGGAGCCCCCGGCGCGGAGCGGCUCGGGGCCGGGAAUGCUUAGUCAGGAUUCCGAUUUCCUGUCGAAGUGUUUGGAUUUCCUGAAACCCGCGCCCUCCGCCGCCGAGCGGGAUCGUGCGAGCCGCUCGCGUCGCCGCGGCCUCCUCCCCCUCGGCACAUGGUCGCCCGCCCCUUCCUGCGCCGCGCUCGGCUCCCGCGCCUCGCCUGGCCUGGCCGCCGCCGCGGGCGAGCACUGUGCGCUGGGCAGCCCCGGGCCCGCGCCUCCCGCCCAGCCGGCGCUUCCCGGUCGCAGUUCGCUUUCCCACCCGAGAGCCGCGAGCGCCCGGCCGAGCCCGCGAUGGAAUAAUGCCCAGCGGUCCGCCAGGUCCCGGUCGUUUUCUGAUGUGACGGCUGAGACAUGAGAUCUUCAGCCUCCAGGCUCUCCAGUUUUUCGUCGAGAGAUUCACUAUGGAAUCGAUAUCCAGGAAUGAUUUUCAGAGUAUUUGAGAAAAUGAGAGGUGCAGAUGGUUUUCACUGAGGCAUGGUUUCAAAUUUAAAGAGGAUUAUGGCCCAGAAAUGGAUGCCGGACCAGAUCUCUGUCUCGGAGUUCAUCGCCGAGACCACCGAGGACUACAACUCGCCCACCACGUCCAGCUUCACCACGCGGCUGCACAACUGCAGGAACACCGUCACGCUGCUGGAGGAGGCUCUAGACCAAGAUAGAACAGCCCUUCAGAAAGUGAAGAAGUCUGUAAAAGCAAUAUAUAAUUCUGGUCAAGAUCAUGUACAAAAUGAAGAAAACUAUGCACAAGUUCUUGAUAAGUUUGGGAGUAAUUUUUUAAGUCGAGACAACCCCGACCUUGGCACCGCGUUUGUCAAGUUUUCUACUCUUACAAAGGAACUGUCCACACUGCUGAAAAAUCUGCUCCAGGGUUUGAGCCACAAUGUGAUCUUCACCUUGGAUUCUUUGUUAAAAGGAGACCUAAAGGGAGUCAAAGGAGAUCUCAAGAAGCCAUUUGACAAAGCCUGGAAAGAUUAUGAGACAAAGUUUACAAAAAUUGAGAAAGAGAAAAGAGAGCACGCAAAACAACAUGGGAUGAUCCGCACAGAGAUAACAGGAGCGGAGAUUGCGGAAGAAAUGGAGAAGGAAAGGCGCCUCUUUCAGCUCCAAAUGUGUGAAUAUCUCAUUAAAGUUAAUGAAAUCAAGACCAAAAAGGGUGUGGAUCUGCUGCAGAAUCUUAUAAAGUAUUACCAUGCACAGUGCAAUUUCUUUCAAGAUGGCUUGAAAACAGCUGAUAAGUUGAAACAGUACAUUGAAAAACUGGCUGCUGAUUUAUAUAAUAUAAAACAGACCCAGGAUGAAGAAAAGAAACAGCUAACUGCACUCCGAGACUUAAUAAAAUCCUCUCUUCAACUUGAUCAGAAAGAAGAUUCUCAGAGCCGGCAAGGAGGAUACAGCAUGCAUCAGCUCCAGGGCAAUAAGGAAUAUGGCAGUGAAAAGAAGGGGUACCUGCUAAAGAAAAGUGACGGGAUCCGGAAAGUAUGGCAGAGGAGGAAGUGUUCUGUCAAGAAUGGGAUUCUGACCAUCUCACAUGCCACAUCUAACAGGCAACCAGCCAAGUUGAACCUUCUCACCUGCCAAGUAAAACCUAAUGCCGAAGACAAAAAAUCUUUUGACCUGAUAUCACAUAAUAGAACAUAUCACUUUCAGGCAGAAGAUGAGCAGGAUUAUGUAGCAUGGAUAUCAGUAUUGACAAAUAGCAAAGAAGAGGCCCUAACCAUGGCCUUCCGUGGAGAGCAGAGUGCGGGAGAGAACAGCCUGGAAGACCUGACAAAAGCCAUUAUUGAGGAUGUCCAGCGGCUCCCAGGGAAUGACAUUUGCUGCGAUUGUGGCUCAUCAGAACCCACCUGGCUUUCAACCAACUUGGGUAUUUUGACCUGUAUAGAAUGUUCUGGCAUCCAUAGGGAAAUGGGGGUUCAUAUUUCUCGCAUUCAGUCUUUGGAACUAGACAAAUUAGGAACUUCUGAACUCUUGCUGGCCAAGAAUGUAGGAAACAAUAGUUUUAAUGAUAUUAUGGAAGCAAAUUUACCCAGCCCCUCACCAAAACCCACCCCUUCAAGUGAUAUGACUGUACGAAAAGAAUAUAUCACUGCAAAGUAUGUAGAUCAUAGGUUUUCAAGGAAGACCUGUUCAACUUCAUCAGCUAAACUAAAUGAAUUGCUUGAGGCCAUCAAAUCCAGGGAUUUACUUGCACUAAUUCAAGUCUAUGCAGAGGGGGUAGAGCUAAUGGAACCACUGCUGGAACCUGGGCAGGAGCUUGGGGAGACAGCCCUUCACCUUGCCGUCCGAACUGCAGAUCAGACAUCUCUCCAUUUGGUUGACUUCCUUGUACAAAACUGUGGGAACCUGGAUAAGCAGACGGCCCUGGGAAACACAGUUCUACACUACUGUAGUAUGUACAGUAAACCUGAGUGUUUGAAGCUUUUGCUCAGGAGCAAGCCCACUGUGGAUAUAGUUAACCAGGCUGGAGAAACUGCCCUAGACAUAGCAAAGAGACUAAAAGCUACCCAGUGUGAAGAUCUGCUUUCCCAGGCUAAAUCUGGAAAGUUCAAUCCACACGUCCACGUAGAAUAUGAGUGGAAUCUUCGACAGGAGGAGAUAGAUGAGAGCGAUGAUGAUCUGGAUGACAAACCAAGCCCUAUCAAGAAAGAGCGCUCACCCAGACCUCAGAGCUUCUGCCACUCCUCCAGCAUCUCCCCCCAGGACAAGCUGGCACUGCCAGGAUUCAGCACUCCAAGGGACAAACAGCGGCUCUCCUACGGAGCCUUCACCAACCAGAUCUUCGUUUCCACAAGCACAGACUCGCCCACAUCACCAACCACGGAGGCUCCCCCUCUGCCUCCUAGGAACGCCGGGAAAGGUCCAACUGGCCCACCUUCAACACUCCCUCUAAGCACCCAGACCUCUAGUGGCAGCUCCACCCUAUCCAAGAAGAGGCCUCCUCCCCCACCACCCGGACACAAGAGAACCCUAUCCGACCCUCCCAGCCCACUACCUCAUGGGCCCCCAAACAAAGGCGCAGUUCCUUGGGGUAACGAUGGGGGUCCAUCCUCUUCAAGUAAGACUACAAACAAGUUUGAGGGACUAUCCCAGCAGUCAAGCACCAGUUCUGCAAAGACUGCCCUUGGCCCAAGAGUUCUUCCUAAACUACCUCAGAAAGUGGCACUAAGGAAAACGGAUCAUCUCUCCCUAGACAAAGCCAACAUCCCGCCCGAAAUCUUUCAGAAAUCAUCACAGUUGGCAGAGUUGCCACAAAAGCCACCACCUGGAGACCUGCCCCCAAAGCCCACAGAACUGGCCCCCAAGCCCCAAAUUGGAGAUUUGCCGCCUAAGCCAGGAGAACUGCCCCCCAAACCACAGCUGGGGGACCUGCCACCCAAACCCCAACUCUCAGACUUACCUCCCAAACCACAGAUGAAGGACCUGCCCCCCAAACCACAGCUGGGAGACCUGCUAGCAAAAUCCCAGACUGGAGAUGUCUCACCCAAGGCUCAGCAACCCUCUGAGGUCACACUGAAGUCACACCCAUUGGAUCUAUCCCCAAAUGUGCAGUCCAGAGACGCCAUCCAAAAGCAAGCAUCUGAAGACUCCAACGACCUCACGCCUACUCUGCCAGAGACGCCCGUACCACUGCCCAGAAAAAUCAAUACGGGGAAAAAUAAAGUGAGGCGAGUGAAGACCAUUUAUGACUGCCAGGCAGACAACGAUGACGAGCUCACAUUCAUCGAGGGAGAAGUGAUUAUCGUCACAGGGGAAGAGGACCAGGAGUGGUGGAUUGGCCACAUCGAAGGACAGCCUGAAAGGAAGGGGGUCUUUCCAGUGUCCUUUGUUCAUAUCCUGUCUGACUAGCAAAACGCAGAACCUUAAGAUUGUCCACAUCCUUCAUGCAAGACUGCUGCCUCCAUGUAACCCUGGGCACAGUGUGUAUAUAGCUGCUGUUACAGAGUAAGAAACUCAUGGAAGGGCCACCUCAGGAGGGGGAUAUAAUGUGUGUUGUAAAUAUCCUGUGGUUUUCUGCCUUCGCCAGUAUGAGGGUAGCCUCGGACCCGGCGCGCCUUACUGGUUUGCCAAAGCCAUCCUUGGCAUCUAGCACUUACAUCUCUCUAUGCUGUUGUACAAGCAAACAAACAAAAAUAGGAGUAUAGGAACUGCUGGCUUUGCAAAUAGAAGUGGUCUCCAGCAACCGUUGAAAGGCAUAGAAUUGACUCUGUUCCUAACAAUGCAGUAUUCUCAAUUGUGUUACUGAAAAUGCAACAUUAGCAAAGAGGUGGGUUCUGUUUUCCAGGUGAAACUUUUAGCUCCAUGACAGACCAGCCUGUAGUUAUCUGUGUACACAGUUUACAGCUACAAAAACCUACUUUGGUAUUUAUUACAGAAAAGUGCUCAGUUAAAUGUAAGUGUUAUUCCUUCAGCAAAAUAUUCACUGACCCAAAACUCUUUAUGGCAUUUUACAAUGCACACAGCCUCAUGCAAGUUUAGACAAGUGGAUUUAUACUAUCUUAUGAGUGCCCGCCCCUGAUAUAUUACCUCAUUAUGCAAAAAUAACAUAUCUUUCAUGACUAUUUUGACAAAAGUUUAAAACACAUAUGAAGUUCAAAUUUCAGGAACCAAGGACUGCCAGAAAAUAUUAGCCUCUACAUUAUGCAUGCAUUUAGAAGCUUACCUGAAAUCUGCCUUUUAUAAAGGAAUAGGAUGGAUAAGUGGAAUUGUACAUUUUUUAAACUUGAUUGCCAUUAAAGCAGAAAUUAUAAGGUUGCAACAAUAUUUGUUUCUGAUCAUUGGCUUUCUCAAGAGUAUGGAUUGACAUAUUGUGUUAUGAAUGCACAUCCCUCAGAUGUGUUGAAGCAUCCAUUGCAUCCAUUUUUUAUUAUUUUCUUAGUUUUGUUCUUGGACAAAUUUAAACUUUUAAAAGAUUAUUCAAGAUGAAUUUAAAAGUCAACCCUUCACACAGUUUCCCUACUGUAUGUAGAAUCCAGGUGCUGAAACCAAGUGUUUCUUUUCCCAUGCUCUUUGUUAAACCCCAAUUAUAGAUAAUUUUUCCAGUCUUAAGCUCUGUCCACCUUCAAGUCAAUUCAUAACCAAGUUUUUGAACACUGCUAUGAAUUGCACUGUGAAAAGCACUCUUCCCUCUCAGUUUUCUUUUCAUCCCAGCCAUGUUUAUCAGAUCCUUAAGAACAUUGUAUUUCAGUCUUUUACAUCAGUCUGAAUUUUGGAAAAGAAUGCAAUAGUUGUACUCCACAGUCAGUGGAACUGUUCCCUGAGUCCGAGGCUCAUGUGUCAUUCUGGCACUACAUUUGCUUAAAUUGCUAUUUUGGCAACAGCACAGAAAACUAAUAUUUUUAAGCAGAGAAUCUUGGCAAUGAGUGAGAGAUGUUAAUUUCACAGAAGCACAACUCCCAACCCAACCCUUAGGAAAAGCCCUCUUCCAUCGUUACAGUGCUCAGUGAAUAUUAAUUUAGUUCUGCUUAAGUGGUUGCUAUACAAACUUUGAAUAGCCACCUAAUAAAUAAACCUUGCAUGACAAACCUGCAAAAUAUUUUAUCAGCUGUUAUUGGAAAGUGAUUUUAAGCAAUUGCUUCCUCAGUGUCAGGGCACAUGUGAAUUUCCACACCAAACAGAGCAUGAGGAACCAGUUGACAUGCUGGGUUGUGACUGGCAGCUUUAGCAGCCUCGGUACUGAAGCCACACCAGUGUCAGGAUGGAAGUCUGCAUCUGAGGUUGCUCAGUGUCCCGGUCAUUCAUUUACACAUUUUAACUUGCAUUAAAGAGCUAUUCUUUUUUGUGGCCUAGACUCUUUUCACUGAUCUCAAAAUAAACUGGUUUUUUUCAAAAAAAAAAAAAAACACACACACAAAAGCUGCAUGUCUAAAAUUACAUGGAGUUAGUGUCUAUUCUUUUUCCCCUUUUGCAGCAACUUACACAGCAUUUUUAACACCUUUUUUUUUCUAGUUUUUUUGUUCGGUUUUGUUUUCCAUCAGGAAUUUGAGUUCUCUCUAACCCAGCUUACUGUGGGACAUAGGAAAACUCAGUAGAAAUACCUUUGGUGAUCUUGUUGAGUUUAAGUCUGAUCUUGAUCUUAAACUCAGUAAGCCACUAUCUGCAAUUUUGUACAUUAUAUAGUAUUUUGAAGAUAUGGAACCUUAUGAAAAAAAAAUAGCAUAUUAGUUCUUUUUCCCCCAGAGGGGAAAGUUAUGUUCUGCAAAUAGUGUGUGUCUUAUUUUACUGUUGAACAGCAAUUGCUAUUUAUUUUUUUAUUGCCUAGAACUUCAACAUGUUGUAUAGGAAUCCUGUAGUGCCACUAGUUAAAUGCCGAAUUCUCAUCUGGAUGUUACCAUCAAACAUCAGUACACUUGUCAUUUCACAUGUGUUUAAUGUGACAGUUUUUCAGUACUGUAUGUGUUAAUUUCUACUUUUUUUAAUAUUUAAAAUUGCUUUUAAAUAAACAUAUUCUCAGUUGAUCCCAGA